Haemorhous mexicanus (house finch) is the source of this 568-nucleotide messenger RNA. RefSeq names its product serine/threonine-protein kinase PAK 3-like. Gene Ontology annotation, biological process: regulation of axonogenesis; intracellular signal transduction; protein phosphorylation. Lineage: Eukaryota; Metazoa; Chordata; Aves; Passeriformes; Fringillidae. Gene Ontology annotation, molecular function: protein serine/threonine kinase activity; ATP binding. The record is from RefSeq and is a predicted model, not a curated record. Gene Ontology annotation, cellular component: cytoplasm. Bases 49 to 420 code for a protein of 123 amino acids. The transcript is spliced from 3 exons.
UUUGGCCUCUGUGCUCAGCUCAGCCCUGAGCAGGACCGGCGCAGCUCCAUGGUGGGCACUGCUCACUGGAUGGCCCCAGAAGUUGUGACCAGAUCUCCUUAUGGCCCCAAGGUGGACAUCUGGGCCUUUGGCAUUGUGACCAUCGAGAUGGUGGAAGGAGAACCUCCUUACUUCAGGGAAACGGGGGCCAUGGCUCGCGCUCUGAUCCGGCAGAACGGGACCCCGCAGCUGCAGGAGCCCCGGCGCCUGUCGGCUCUGCUGCGGGACUUCCUCGAGUGCAGCCUGGAGCCGGACGAGGAGCGGCGCUGGGCUGCCCAGGAGCUGCUGCAGCACCCAUUUUUGUCAUCAGCCAAGCCUCUCUCCAGCCUGACCCCUGUGAUCACUGCAGCGAAGAAACUGAGGGAGCAGCGGAGGAGAUGAAGCACUUGAGGACAGCCUUUAGUUACAGUAGUUAGGACAACUAGUUAGUUUUGGUAGUUAGCACUGAUAGUUGGUUAUGGUAGUUAGCACUGAUAUUUAGUUAUGGUAGUUAGGGCAGCCUGUUUGUUAUGACAAUUUUUGGAAUAAA